AUGCCUCGACCCGGCCUUCCUCUCACCCCAGGUUCUUCAUCUGAUAUCAAAGGCAAGGACGGAACUCAACAGCUCUCCUCAUUUCAGCUAUCUUUCGAAUUGCCGCCUCCAGCAAUCCAUGAUGCUUCCCGCAUAUCGCCGACCAUGUCAUCUCAGGUCUCACCAACAGAUACAAAAUCGCACCGACUCACCACAACAUCCCCAGGAGCAACAUACCCAAUGCAGCCUGCCGAAACGGUGAAGGCACGUCGCCGUUCUUCUGUUGCGAAAGACCAAAAGGACAACUCGUUUGCCCUGCCGCCUCCACCAACGAGAUCACGCAAAAUCAUCCAGAUGAAGCCCCGGCAGGAUGGCAAUGGCGACAACGGUGGUAGCAAAGAUAAAGCGAAGACGACCAGCAAGAAUGCUGCAUCAACAAAAACGACCACAGCAGCCAAUUCCAAGAUAAUAACGUCAGAAAAAGGAGAUGCGGCCGCGGACGAUAAGGCGAAGAAAAAGCAACCGAGUGCUACAAGCGCAGCAGGUCGAAAAAUUGCCCGUAAAACCGCACACAGUUUGAUCGAGCGUCGAAGGCGGAGUAAGAUGAAUGAGGAGUUUGCUGUGCUUAAAGGAAUGAUCCCGGCUUGUACAGGAGACAUGCAUAAGUUGUCGAUCCUCCAGGCUUCAAUCGAGUAUAUUCGAUACCUGGAGGAUUGCGUCUCCAAGCUGAAAGCACAACAGGAGGAAGAUAAUGGCCAGACCGAGUCCGGGCGGCAAACACCCACAGGGCGCGACCGUUUGCCGUCUAUUCGUGAAUUUCACCCGACUUUCCAAGAAGACCCAGUUGGCGAUGAAGAUGUCGAGAUGGAAGACUCCGAUGUCACGUCACCCGCCAUGACGGCAAUGUCAGAUCGUAACCCUCGCCACCCAUCAGUGUCUCCUGCUCUCCCACCUCAGGACUCACGCAACAGGGCGCAAUCAUAUUCUUCUGUAUCGACCGACCAUCGACGUUAUAGUUACAGCGUUUCUGCUGGCACAUCUCCAGCAUUCGGCCCACAGAUAUAUGGUGCCCCACAUUAUGCCCGCAGCGAUGCCUCAGCACCUGGAUCAGCGUUGACAAGCCCGGCUCUCAAUCCCCAGAGCGAACUUGAUCAAGAGGCCAUGGCUGCAUUGCUGAUGCUGAACAACGAUCGUCGUGACUCGAAAGGCCGAGGGCUUUCAGUGCGCGAUCUUCUCAGCACAUGA
This is a messenger RNA of Fusarium mangiferae, 1224 nucleotides long. RefSeq lists its product as uncharacterized. Gene Ontology annotation, molecular function: protein dimerization activity. The coding region runs from base 1 to 1224 and encodes 407 amino acids. The record is from RefSeq and is a predicted model, not a curated record. Lineage: Eukaryota; Fungi; Ascomycota; Sordariomycetes; Hypocreales; Nectriaceae. The transcript is spliced from 2 exons.